This is a messenger RNA of Amyelois transitella, 1011 nucleotides long. RefSeq lists its product as uncharacterized. The record is from RefSeq and is a predicted model, not a curated record. Lineage: Eukaryota; Metazoa; Arthropoda; Insecta; Lepidoptera; Pyralidae. The annotation marks the transcript as partial. The transcript has a single exon.
AGGAAGCCGCCUGCAGACGCCAGUCUGACGGUUGGAGGUGUUUCAAUUGCCAUCAAGCAAUCGAUGCGCUACCUGGGCAUCGUUCUUGAUGGCAGAUGGAACUUCGGCGCCCACUUCGCGGAAUUAGCGCCGCGCGUGACGACGGCGGCCGGAGCGCUGACUCGGCUCAUGCCGAAUCUGGGAGGUCCAGAAGCGUCCUGCAGGCGCUUGUACAUGGGGGUCGUGCGAUCAAUAGCCCUUUACGGGGCCCCCGUAUGGGCGGAUGCGCUCUCUCGCCAAAACCUCGCCUCCCUGCGGAGGCCACAGAGGCUGAUGGCGACGAGAGCCGCAAGGGGAUAUCGCACGAUCUCCUUUGAGGCAGCGUCUGUGCUGGCCGGUUCCAUUCCCUGGGACCUAGAGGCGAAAACCCUCGCGUCGCUGUUCUUCUGGCGCGAGGAGGCCGUGGCCCAGGGUCACCGGUUAGCACCGAGGGAGAUCGCAGGACGCCGCAAUGAGCUGUGUCAGCGCUCCAUUGAAGAGUGGUCCCAAAGGCUGGAGCAGCCGACUGCUGGGCGUAGAACCGUCGAGGCGGUCCGUCCGGUGUUGGGACAGUGGUUGGCGAGGCAGCACGGUAGCCUGACUUACCGUCUGACCCAGAUGCUCUCCGGACAUGGUUGUUUCGGAGGGUAUCUGUGUCUGAUCGGUCGGGAGCCGUCUGCUGUCUGCCACCACUGUGACGGAUGUGCUGACGAGGACGCCCAGCACACCUUGGAGGUUUGCCCAGCCUGGGACCAAGACCGUGCGGAGCUUCGCGCGGUCGUGGGGGACGACCUUUCUCUGCCGGCUGUCGUGAGACAGAUGGUCGACAGCGAGAGGUCGUGGACAGCAGUGCAGACCUUUGCGGAGAGCGUCAUGCUCCGCAAAGAGGCGGCGGAAAGGGUGAGAGAGGACACGUCCGACCUCCCCAUACGCCGCCGGCGCACUGGGCGCAGGAGGCGGGCAUACGCCCUGCACCUGCUGCCCCCACAAUAA